Molecule: messenger RNA, 15346 nt
Organism: Bombus terrestris (buff-tailed bumblebee)
Lineage: Eukaryota; Metazoa; Arthropoda; Insecta; Hymenoptera; Apidae
Gene: Ptp10D
Product: tyrosine-protein phosphatase 10D
Exons: 20
Coding region: 2993-7687 (1564 amino acids)
Biological process (GO): protein dephosphorylation
Molecular function (GO): protein binding; protein tyrosine phosphatase activity
Source: RefSeq, a predicted model, not a curated record
UGAUGGUGAGACGAACGAGCGAGCGAGCGAGAGAGCGAGAGAGAGAGAAAGAAAGUGAAUGAGAGAGAGAGGGAGAGAGAGAGAGAGAGCGAGAAAAACGGAUGGAAUGAAAAGGCAGUCAGGUUAGCCGUGCGACGGUGGGAGAGGCCAGGGACGAGGCAAGGCAAGCGAUUUAGCUGCUGCUGGUUCGGCGAGCCCACGAGUUGGAGUGCCGUGAGAGUAGCCGAGGUCCUGUUGGCCGUGCCUGCAGCGGGAGAGGCGUCAUGAAAGCGCGCCAGUUGACCGAGUGCACCUCAGCUCGGACGAAAUCGCGUAUUUGUCGUCGUUGAAGCUACCUUGCCUCUCGAUUUUUGCUUUCGUGGCAAGGAUUCGACUCGUGGGCCUGCUGCUCCUGGCUGUCACGAGUCCCCUUCGCUCCGUAUAGUCUUGUUUCACAGUGCGGAAUCUCGUUUUGCUGGUUGCUAGUUCGUUUUCACGCAGCAAGAAUCCGGGAUACGGCGACGGAUGUGUGUCGGUCGACGAUGAAACGUAUUCGAUUUCGUUAUUCCCAAGUCGUGUAUACUCGUUUCGCAGAGAAUUUCAUCGUUUAACAGUGUGUGGUGCGUGUUGUGCGCGACGGAUUGAUCACGUAUGUUUUGGUCUACCUUUGACAUCGACGCCCGUCAAGUUGGCGAAGCAGGACAACAGGUUCCUGUCCGACAAAGAAAAGAGGACGUACGUGCGAUGGUUUUCGCGGUUUUCUCGUUUUCCUACGAUAUUCCUUGGAUACCUAUAUCGAACAGUAGUUGUUAUUGACAUAUUGAUUUUGUUGGUACGGUACGCUCGUGUUCUUUGACACGUCGUGAAUCGAGUUGAAUCGGAAAAAAUAUGAAAACUCGUUUAUAUCAAUCAGCAGGACACGCCUAUAUCGAACGAAAGUAUAAAACAUUCUUUGAGUUUCACAUUUGAUAACCACUCGACACCGUUGCCUAGCUGUGGCGUCUUUCACCUUGACGUUGAAACAUUGAACGUACUGCCACGUUUCGGCUGAUAUUCUCAUCAUCGACCGGAAUCGAGAGUGACAACCGCGUGAAAUUAACCAAACGAUUUUGAUUCGUUCUAACGAUUCGUUCUCUAACGAUCGUAUCUUCGAUCACAGCAACAUACGCGGAAACGUUUCCCUAUCGAAUUUCGAAAAAAUUCCCAUUUUUCAUACGUCUUGGAUUUAAUUAAUUUCAUUUGGAAAUACGAUUCGACUCGAAAUAGAAAAAGUGCGUGAUAAGGAGAGAAACGAAGUCACGCUGGACUGGCUCGAAGAUCGAUUCAAAUUCAUUCGGCGUUCUGUGACGUUCGUUAUUUACAUAAUUGUACGACGUUAACGCAAGUUGUUUGGUAAACGAGAAGGGAAACGCGAUAGCAGAAACAAGCUAAAUAAUUUUAGCGAUUCAUAUUUUCAUAUCGUUAGCAUUUUCUUUUCACAAAGUGAAAUUACCUCGUCGUACAUUCCAUUUACUUUUAAAAGAAAGUAUUCGAUAGAAGAAAGCGUAAAAAUAAACAUCCUGAUUUUAAUAAAAAUUCAUAACCGAAUAAUACCUUUUUGUUGAAAAAAAAAAAGAAAAGGAAAAAGGAGAAAGAGAGGAAGGAAAAUAUCAAAGGAAAUUACAGGAUAUCGGAGAAAAUUCGUUUGUUUCGAGCAACUAGAUCGAUAGCGAAUAUCGAGACAAUCUCACGAUUAAUAACGGCGACACCUCAGAUUUUGUAACGCUCGGUUCGUUACGUUGUCGUUGUCUCGGAUGCAGAGGGUAGCAUCCCUCCGGGUCGUUAUUCCAUUGCACGCGCCGAAGGGCUCGGAACGAGAAGCAAUAGGAGCGCGGCGAGGAAGAAGAGGAGGAAGAAGAGCAGGAGGAGGAGGAGGAGGAGGAGGAGCAGGAGAAGGAAGAAGAGGAGAAGAAGGAUGAGGCGGAGUGUUAUCUAGUUGGAACUGUUUCACGUUGCACGUUUCUCGAAGAGAAGAAACGAUAGUGCACGAUCUCGUUAUCGAACGUUACAUGCCUGUUGCCGUGUGUGGUUCGUGCUAAUUCGAUCGGUCGUUUCGUCGAAACGGCAUGCCGUUGACGCGAUCGUGGUUCGCCGAUUUUCUAACUCGACGUUUCAUUCUCUUGGAUUUGUAAACGAAUCCUAGAACUUGACAAAGUAGGAAGGACAGAGAAGAGAGGUGGUUGCUGGUUAAUCCAAAGUUAUCUUAUAUAGCGCGGAGAGACGAGGCAAUCCGUUCGUGAUAGACAAUUUGGCCGGAUGUUGAUUAGAAAAGAUUCGGUUAACCGCGUAACGAUCGUUGUAAAGCGAACGAUAGAAAAUGUAUGGAAAAUAGUGGAGCCAAGAGGCAAGAGCCAAGAGGCAAGAAAGCCAAGAGGCACGGAUUCGUGACACACGGCGACACGUGGUUGUCGUGUACCGUUUGCAACGUUCCUACCUAUAGCGUGUAGAGCGAGCUAGCCGGAACAACGACAGAGGGGCGAGGACAGAAGGAGAGGAGCGUUCCGGUUAGUCAAACUCGAGUCAGCUUGCCGAUGGAUAUGGCAGCUGUCGUUCCCCUGGUUUUUCCACGAUUCCAUCUCGCUCGACAAGCCUAUCGUCGGCAUCGUGCUACCCGCGAAUCGAGCGAACAGGUAUCGUCGCAAGGUGUUGUUGUCCAGGCUGGGAUACGCGAUUCCUCGUGAUAGCAGGUACGCGGUUUGCGAAUCGCGGCAAUUCACAGUGCGUCGUCGAUCGAUCGACAGACACCACGCGAGCGUUCCUCGCGCGCAUUCUUAGUGACGGCCAAAGUGUUUGCCGACAGUGUGCGUGAUAUCGUGAGUUUCGGUGAAUCGAUCGUCGCUUGCAAGUAGGCCAGAGGAGAAGAGAAAGGGGGAGAAUACCGUCGAUCGAAAGAAGAAAGCUUCGAACUACGAACGGAAGAUCGAGAAUCGCGCGUAAUUCUAUAUAUAUAUAUAUAUAUCGAUAACUGUGCUCUAUGAUUUCGUUAAGGAUGAAGGACGUGGCCGUCGAUUCUCCGCGACCGAUUUCCAGGCUACGCGGCAACCUUCUUCUGCUUCUGACGUUACUCGCAGAGGUCACGUAUUCGGCGGAUCUCGCGAUUGAGAUACCAGGAAACUUGAGUCAAGGCGGUUCCUGGUAUCGUUUGGACUACAGUCCUGCCGUUGGUUAUCCGCCACCGAAUACCACCAUAGCCGCUACCGACAUCGGUGAUGUGAUCAAAUUCAAGGACGGACUUCCUGGCACUAGAUACGAAUUUUGGUUAUACUAUAGCAAUAGCACGCUUCACGAUUGGCUGACAUGGACUGCGUCGAUAACCACAGCGCCGGAUCCGCCAUCGAACCUCACGGUCUCGGUGCGAAAUGGAAAGACGGCGAUAGUUUAUUGGUCGCCACCAGCCCAAGGCAAUUAUUCCGGUUUUCGGUUAAGGGUGCAAAGUUUCAGCGAUACCGGAAAUCCAAAAACCAGCGUCAUUCCUGCGGACGCGGUUCCCUACGUGCUACGUGAUCUCAUCCCUGGGGCUACGUAUUCUCUUCAGCUUUUCACCGUAUUAGACACCAAAGAAAGCGUGGCGUACACCAGCAGGAAUUUCACCACCAAACCCAACACACCGGGCAAGUUUAUCGUGUGGUUUAGAAACGAGACGACUUUGCUAGUUCUCUGGCAACCGCCCUAUCCUGCCGGCAUUUACACCCAUUACAAAGUUAGUAUAGAUCCCGCUGAUGCCAUAGAAUCCGUUCUUUACGUGGAGAAAGAAGGAGAACCUCCUGGGCCUGCACAGGCUGCUUUCAAAGGACUCGUCCCUGGCAGAGCUUACAAUAUUUCGGUUCAAACGGUGUCGGAGGACGAAACCUCCGCUCCCACGACUGCACAGUAUCGAACGGUGCCAUUACGUCCCCUCAACGUUACGUUCGACAAGUCUUCCAUAACGUCCAAUUCCUUUCGCGUUUUCUGGAAUCGCCCCGAAGGAAACUCGGAAUUCGACAAGUAUCAGAUAUCUUUGGGAGGUAACAGAAGACUAGCGCCGGUUACCAGGAACAGAGACGACGAGAGCAAAUGGGAAUUUAAAGAUUUAGAGCCGGGCAAAACUUACCAGGUGGUUGUGAAGACAGUCUCAGGCAAGGUUACCAGUUGGCCAGCUAACGGAGACGUUACUCUAAAACCGUUGCCCGUGCGGGAUCUUCGCACUGUCAUCGACGAAAAAACCGGCAUGGUCGAAGUUUCUUGGCAUCCUGAAAAUUCAAGUACUCAGGAUAGCUAUAAGCUUCAGUAUCACGAAGUGGAAACCACGAUCGGCGGCGAUAGCAAUAUGUUAACAACUGAUAAGACCAAGGUUACGUUAGAAGCUUUAUUACCCGGCAGAAACUAUUCGAUAAUCGUUCAGGCGAUUAGUAAUAAAAUCGAAUCAAACGAGACUGUGUUGUACCAAGUCACACGACCCUCGAGUCCCAUAAUCGAGGAUUUGAGGCCAACCGAGAUGGGAUUGAAUAUCUCGUGGAAGAGCGACGUUAAUUCGAGACAGGAGAAAUUUGAAGUAACGCACAAUAGGAACGACACUGGGGAGAGCGCGACUACGUUAACCACGGAAUCUCAUAUAGUUCUGGAAGACCUUUAUCCUGGUGCAGCGUACGAAGUUAAAGUUUUCGCCAUUAGUCACGGUCUAAGGAGCGAACCACACGAUUAUCUUCAAGCCGUUUUGCCACACCCACCAAAGAAUUUAAGUAUCGAGAAGGUAACGAGCAACACGGUUGUCGUGCAUUGGGAGGCGCCAACCGAUUCGCUGUAUUCCGAAUUUUCGAUACGAUAUCGAACGGAGGAUGAUCCAAGAUGGGUAAAAUUGCCCAGUGUUCGAGAAACGGAAGCGGAAGUGGCGGAUAUGACGCCAGGAGAGAAAUACACGAUUCAAGUGAAUACCGUGAGUUACGGAGUCGAAAGUCUCUAUCCCCUUCAAGUGAAUCAUACAGUUCGACCGAAUCCGGUACUUAACAUCGCUCCGAUCAUCGAUUCGACGAACGUGACUCUCGAAUGGCCAAGACCAGAGGGUAGAAUCGAAACUUACGUGAUAAGAUGGUGGCCAGUCAAAAACCCUCAAGACGUACGCAGCAAAAAUGUCACGGAGAGUAACGACGUGACCAGCGUUCUUUUCGAAGAAAAUUCAGUGCAAAGGGUGCUUGUUAGCGAUCUGAUGCCAGGUGUUCAAUAUUCCUUUGUAAUCUACACGGUCUCUUAUAAUCUAUUCAGCGAUAUCACCAAUCUAACAACUAGAACAAUGCCGCUGAUCCAAUCGGAGGUGGUUGUGGUGGUCGAUCAGGAUCAGCCCGACUCGUUAACAUUGAGAUACACACGGACCCCCGUUCAGUCAUCCAAGUUCGAUUUGUAUCGAUUUCGGAUCAGCGACGAGAACAACACGACGAAGGAGCGGAUGGUCGACGACAUAGACACCAAGGUGACGUUCACGGGCCUUAUACCUGGUAAACUAUACAACGUCACGGUAUGGACUGUCAGCGAUAACGUGGAGAGCAGACCUUUGCUUAGGCAGGAUCGACUUUAUCCCGAACCAGUCACAUCCAUUCAAGCGGUAGAGGUGAACGAUACAAGAAUUACGUUAACCUGGGAUAUUCCGCGUGGACAGUACGACGCUUUCGAAGUUCAAUAUAUAAACACCGAGGAAAAUUAUAUUCAAAAUGUCACGAGCACGAAUAUAAUAACCAUCUCCGAUUUGAAGCCGCACAGAAAUUAUACUUUUACGUUGGUAGUACGUUCCGGUACGGCGUCCUCUUAUUUGAGAAUAUCGAAUCCUGUGAGCGCAAGUUUUACAACAAACGAAUCUUAUCCUGGCAAGGUGGAAAAGUUUCAUCCUACGGAUAUUCAGCCUAGUGAUAUUAGUUUCGAGUGGUCGUUACCUAGUCAGGAACAAAAUGGAAUCAUUAGAAAAUAUACAAUCACGUAUGGGCUGGAGGGUUCGACUCACACUCAAAUGCAAGACUUUAAGCCGAACGAGUAUCGCGGUAUCGUCAAGUCUCUGAUACCUGGAAAGACGUACAUCUUUCGGAUUCAAGCGCAAACGAGGAUCGGCUUUGGUCCCGAAGCGGUGUGGAAGCAGAAAAUGCCGAUUCUGGCACCGCCGAAACCCUCCACCCAAGUAGUGCCGACCGAAGUGUGCAGGAGCAGUACCACGAUACAAAUACGAUUCCGUAAGAACUAUUUCAGCGAGCAGAAUGGCGCGGUUACGUCUUACACGAUCAUCGUGGCCGAAGAUGACAGCAAGAACGCCUCUGGUUUGGAAAUGCCCAGCUGGAGGGAUGUCCAGGCGUACAGCAUCUGGCCACCGUAUCAGGUGAUGGAACCUUACUAUCCUUUCAAAAACGGCUCCGUGGAGGAUUUCACGAUCGGUAGCGAGAAUUGCGACAACAAGAUCGGAUACUGUAACGGGCCGUUGAAGUCUGGAUCCACGUACAGAGUAAAAGUUCGAGCGUUCACCGCGCCGGACAAAUUCACGGACACCAGUUACAGUUUUCCAAUUCAAACAGGAUUGCUGCUGGCAGAUAAGGACAAUACGGCUAUCAUAGUUGGAGUCACGGUUCCAAUAGUACUCUUAUUGACCUUAUUGGGCAUUGGAUUGCUGGUGAGGCGAAGAAGAAGUCAAGGACGUAAAACGACCGAAACGAGGACCACCGACAACUUGUCUUUGCCAGAUAGCGUGAUCGAUACUAGUCGGCCAAUUAAGAUAGAAGAUUUUUCGGAACAUUAUCGCACGAUGUCGGCGGAUUCUGAUUUCCGUUUUUCGGAAGAAUUCGAAGAACUGAAGCACGUCGGAAGAGACCAACCGUGCACAGCCGCAGAUUUACCGUGCAACAGGCCAAAGAAUCGUUUCACAAAUAUUUUACCUUACGAUCACAGCAGAUUUAAGCUGCAACCUGUAGACGACGAAGAGGGUUCUGAUUAUAUUAACGCCAAUUACGUUCCCGGUCACAAUUCUCCAAGAGAAUUUAUCGUCACGCAAGGACCUUUACACUCGACUCGCGACGAUUUCUGGAGAAUGGUGUGGGAAAGUAACAGCAGAGCCAUCGUAAUGUUAACAAGGUGUAUCGAAAAGGGCAGAGAAAAAUGCGAUCACUAUUGGCCUAUGGAUACCCAUCCCGUUUAUUACGGAGACAUUUGCGUCACGAUAUUGAACGAAACGCAUUACCCUGAUUGGAGUAUCACGGAAUUCAUGUUGUGCAGAGGAGACGUGAAGAGGGUCAUUCAGCACUUCCAUUUCACAACGUGGCCAGACUUUGGUGUUCCAAGUCCGCCUCAAACGUUAGCCAGAUUCGUUCGGGCGUUCAGAGAGAGAGUUAGGCCGGAUCAAAGGCCUAUCGUCGUCCAUUGCAGCGCAGGGGUUGGUCGCAGUGGUACGUUCAUCACCUUGGACAGAAUACUUCAACAGAUUUUGGUAUCGAAGUACGUCGAUAUCUUUGGAAUAGUCUGGGCAAUGAGAAAGGAGCGUGUUUGGAUGGUGCAAACGGAACAACAGUACAUUUGUAUACAUCAGUGUCUUCUGGCGGUGCUGGAAGGUCAAGAUAUGACAGGGCCACCACGGGAGAUUCACGACAACCAAGGUUUCGAAGGCAAGAAUCGAAGCUCCGUUGAAAACACAAAGAGUUCCGCCGAGGAUGAAAAGGAAAGGUGACCCUCGAACUGCGAUUCCGGCGUCGAUGACGACGAAGGAAUAGCAGAAUCAGGAAUGUGAUGUUCGGAUACCUCGUCUCAUGCAGGAACACGAGGAUAUUUUAGAGGUAUCUCGAAGAGGUGCGGCGCACCGUACGAAGAAUAGUAUUACGAUGAUACACGUACGUAGCGUGUUAUCUAAAGCGCGAAAAUGGCAAUGAAAGCGAGAGUGUUUGAGCGAAGAAUAAUGGUCGACCGGAUGGUUUUCGUUCGGUUCGUUUCGAUCGAUAGUCGAUAGUUGUGAAAGUUAAUUCGGUAAUAUGAUAGCACGAAGCCAUACGAUGCUUGUAAACGUGCUCUAAAGAAGAAAACCGAUUAAUCAGCGCUGGACGUUAAAAGAAGGAUGAUGCGCGUUUCCUUCUUUAGCGACGACUUGCGACUUGCGACUUGCGACUUGCGAAUGGCAAAUCCGUUUAUAUCGCAUAAACGGUCAAUCGCACGUUUACGUUCAACUUUCACGAUGAGAACAGAACGUUGGUCGACCGAACGAAAGUAUCAACGAUUCGAUGUCACUGAUGUUUCGCUUAAUCGAUCGAUGCGAAGGAAAACGUUAUUCCUAUUUCUCGCGUGGUAGACGACGAUGUACGACGAGGAAUUUCGUUUCUUAAGCAAGACGAUGGAAGACGUUGAAAGCAACUAGCCGAGGAAUCGAAUUACGAUGACCGAGGUCGAAAAUGGGCAAUGAAACGGACGCUGAAAGAAAGGGCCGCUUUAACGAACGACGAUGGAAUUCUCUGAAAUGUUUCAGACGUAGAUAAUUCGUAACGCGCAUAGAAAAUUCGAUCGAAGGCAGCUGUAUGGCAGCGUAUAGCUUUAAAGAUGGUUCGUUUUCUCGAAACAUACUAAAUCGAAAGUAGACUAAAAGAGAAUAGAAAAUGCAGCAACGAUGGUGUUAUUUUUCAUGACGUUUCAUGUUUAAAGACGGUAUGUUUCGGCAACAAGUAUUCGCAACGAGAGAACGUACGACGAGGUAGCAUCGUAAUGAAUUCUUACGGAUCGCAACGUACGUUCUUCGAUCGUUGAUCUGUCUCACCGUGUAAAUAUAAAUCGAUGUUUUAUUUUCCACUUAAUUAGACGAUUUUGACGUAUUCGAUCUCGAUGUCUCGCCGAGAGAAUGUUUCUGCCUCGAUUUUCAUGUCGACGCGAUCGUUCGUCGAUGCUCGUGUUUAGGUACCUAUCGCGAUGUAGAUAAGUCCAGGUUGCAUAUCUUAAGGAUCGUAAGAUGCGUAUCCCGCAUUGGGUUGCCACCGUUUCGAUCGAGACGUUCGGUUCGCGACAAAUCGACUUUCGUAAGAAAGAUGACGAAUGCUGGAAAACCCUGAUAAAUCCUACGUUCUUUUCGUUCGUUUAUAUCUUUUAUCGACGGAUUCCACUUAUUAUUAAAUUUUAUUUUUACUUUAUUCCGCGUAUAAUUAGAUAAAAUAGUAGAUCUCUCUCUAUGUAAUUAUCGCUUUUAUAGAAAUACGUAGAUUCGUCGUUUACGAGUCGUAACAUCUAAUCGAAAGAUCAAUUUUUCCAAAGUAUUUUUACGAAUUUUCAAUCUUAUUUUCGAACGAACGUACGUUUAUUUAACAUUUAAAUAUUCUCGUAUUUUGUUUUGUUUUUUUUUCUUUUUCGUUUUUAUUUCUUUCCACUUGUAUAAAUUAUUCUCCGUUGAUUAAUAAACUUUUACUAUUAUUUAUCUACACGCGCUUUAAGACGAUCAAAUCUUUUGCUUGUUUCUCCAACAUAAAAAUUCUAAAAUUACGUUGUAAAUUUAAACACGACUUGUUGGGAACCCGACGAGAAUUGGCUCUGCGAACAACGAUUGCCGAUUCGAAUCGUGAGUGGCAACUAUCCGUCCAAGGGCUGUAGUAGAGACGCAAAUUAAACGUAAAACGUUACCUAGAAUGAAAAAAAAAGGGAAGGUCAGAAACGCGAGAGAGAAGAACGAUUUCCUUUUUUUCCAUGAUAGGUAAAAGACACGUCAGUGGGAACAAGAAACUCGCAUCUUCGUAGAAAUCAUAUCACUUUUCACAAGAAUCAUUCGACGAUCCGUAUAAUAUACGUAUUUACUUAUUAACAGUCGAUUCGAAACGACGAUCGCGAUAUCGUUCUCGAGUUAAUUAUAGCGUAGAUCGUUCGUUCUUUGACAUCGUCGUCAACGUCUCGUGCCGUUUAUCAUUAAUGUGAGACUAAUUCGUCGAAAGAAAAGAAGGAAAAGAAUGAAAAGAAAGAGAAGAAAGAAAAGAAAAGAAAGGAAAGGAAAGGAAAGGAAAGGAAAGGAAAAGAAAGGAAAGAAGUAAACCAAACGACCAUCGAACUGUGAACAAGUCUCUUCUAUGCGAGAGUUUCAAGAACAAAAUUUUAUACAAUUUAGACGAUUAAUAGGACUACGAUUUAGAGAAUAUCAACAGCCAAAUGUCCGAGGAACAAAGUCAAAUUUAUGACUCGUUAUUAAUUUCACUUACCAUCGAACUGAAUGGAAAUGAGAACGCAUUAGGCGUAGUAACAAGUACAUUUACUUACUUAUUUCUAAAAGGAUCGCCAAGUAUUAUUAGUUUUAUACGAUCAUUCGUCUGAUCAAAGACUAACCUAUUUAUCCUGUUUCUUUAUACAUGUACGUAUACCUUUCGUUAUACGUCAAUUCAAGCGUAUUUCACGUAUUUCGUAUCCUUUUUUAACGAUUCUUAUAAUAUUUUUCGAUAUUAGCGAUAGAAGAUGCUUAGCUACUAGUAACGAUCGAGUAAGUAGCAAACGUUGAACGACGACGAGUUUAAAGGUAGAGUACUUAGAGUGGGAUUUGCUCGAUGCUACAAAGUCGUGUACUUAAUUUUCUAUUUACAGGUGAGGCAAAAGUAGGCGCGAUCGGUAAAUUUUUAGAUGUUUAAGAGCAACAGGGAAGUCGAUUACCUGCUUUCCCCGUAAUGAUUUCCCCGUAAUGAUUUGCCCGUAAUGAUUUCCCCGUAAUGGUUUCCCCGUAAUGGUUUCCCCGUAAUGGUUUUCCCGUAAUGGUUUCCCCGUAACGGAGAAAGAAAAGAACCGACAAAGGGAUUGAAAUUCACUGCCCAUAUGUAUUUUUGGAGAAACAUUUUUAUAUCGCCUAAGCACAUGCAUACGUAGAACGAUUCGUAAAACACGUGAUCGUACUUGUAUCAGAGAGAAAAAUGUCCGAUCGAGUCGAUGUUCUUUUAUCGAUCGGUUGGUGGGCCCUCGAUGUUUUACAUUUUUCUAUCUUUAAAUUUCGCGUAAAUGCCCGUAACUUAAAUAACAUGGAAAUUCUUUAUCGCGUGAACGGAAUACAAAUAGUAGAGAAGUACUUUAAAAUCGUAUAAUUUAAUACAACUUGCACGAUAACUUAUCGACUGAUAAUAUUGAUAAACCGUUGUAAAUAACAACGAGUUAACGAUUACCAUCCGAUCUGCUUUAUCGUUAAAUAUAACCACAGGUUAUAGAUUUUCUACGAUUUUGCAAUUUACGUCACAUAGAAUAAAAAUGUAAUAGCGUAAAAUUUCAUUUCUCUCUUUACCAAAUUUGUUACUGCGAUGAAAGAGGCUUUAUCGGUAUCGACCAUUUGUUGUAGCAUUCGACUCGUUAAAUUUCGUUAAUAGCGUUGAUUGAAUCGCGCGAGAAGCUCCUGAAUCGUAAGUCGUGUACUAUACGCCGAUAUCGGUUGACCGUUGAUCGAGAAAAUUGCCAAUUGAUUGCCAAAUGCGUUAGAGUAUUACAAGGUGAUAAGACUAACGUAUACAUAUAUAGUCGAAUCUUAUUCCGAGCUUGUCUCCUUUGUAACAAACAUUUCGUCGCUUCGAAUAUCCUGAGAUGUCGUAAAUAGAAUUAUACUCGCUUAUAUUUAGCAAACGAAAAAACAGACUGACACGCGUAGGCUAACAGAUCGAUAAAGAAGAGAUCGAUCGGACAACUGCAGUUUCCAAUCCAUCGAACUUACUUCUUUGCUAUACGUAUUGUAUAUUUAUAACACUACGCUGUACAUUUGCGCGCAUAUAUUAUCAACCGUAUCGUCGAUGUUUCUCGCGUAGGUGAAUAAUCGUCGAGUAUCGAUUAUUCAGAUCGAUUUUUCAGUUUCAACGUUUUGAUCGACGGAUCUUAUUUAAUACGAUCACGGGAAUAAGAAAUAAUUUUACGAUGUAUAUGUCUUUUCUUUUCUUAAAUCUAGAAACUAAUGCAAUUCUGUUGAUCGUAAGAUGCAGGUUCUAUAACGCGUUUCGAUCGGGGUUUCCUCGUUGAAAAAGUACUUGGAUACUUUUAACAGAUGCUCGUAAAGUCAUCGAUUUACCACGAUCGUAGAUAAUUUUCAGUAAAAUUUAUCGAUCGAUGUUUAAACGAACCUUUCCCAUUUUUAUAAGUAUGCUGUCAUUAAAUUUCGCUCUCUGUCUGUUUCUCUCUCCCCCCCUCCCCCUCCCUGCCCCUCUCUCUAGGCCUUGUUUCUUAUGGGAACAUUAUAAUUUUCACGUUUCGGUAAAAUUUUUAUGUGAUAACGUUAUCGAUAUACAGAGCAGUCUUCGUGUAAAUAUGGUAAGAUAAAAAUCGAAGCAAAGGAUAUUGUUUUGUUUCUUCUUAGGAUAUCGGAAAACCUGUAACGUAAUAAUUAUUAACGUAAAAGUAUAACGUAACAAAUUGCGAAUAAAUCAAUUUUGCUAAUAAUAUUUUACUGCUUUUACGUUGGAAUAAAUUUACAAAUCUUCGUCGUUAUCGAAUCCUGUAUCGUUAAUAUGACUUGAGUUAGGUCGCAUUUAACCCGAUAACAAAGGAAAACGGAUCGUAAUCUUUGCGAACUGAUUGAAAUUCGGUUUCCAUCGAAACGUGCGCAUAUUCGCGUAAAAUUGUCCAUUAUACGUGCAAAAAAUUAGUUAGGCAAUUGUUUGCAAAAUAAAUUUGAUUAACUUGUACAGUAAUUAUUAUACGCAAUCUUUUAUUAAAGAUUAUAUUGGCUAUAUGUAUGUAUGUAUGUAUGUAUGUAUGUAUGUAUGUAUGUAUGUAUGUACAUAUAUAUUUGCACUCCGAUUCAAAGGAGACAUCGUAUCGCUUGUGGAAAAGAUUACACGCUUCGUUACUGUUAACAAUUUCAAAGUAAAUGUCGGUGUACUGCUUUUAUUGGAUCAGCUUGGGAAAAGUGGUGAAUCGGUUUCAUCCGUUCAGGUUGUCGGUAUAUUUGCAACGUGAUGCACGAGCAAUUGAAAAAUUCGGUCAUUGUCCGUGCAAGUGUGUAGAUAACACCGUCGCAAUGUAAUAUAAGAACGACGCAUGUAUAUGUGGUAAGCUCUCGAUUACUCUAUAAAGCUAAAGCGUUUAGCGUUUCGUUAUUGUAUUGCGUUACAUUGUAUUAUUUUUGUACGAGAGAAAUAAGGAGAAAUCGUUGGAUAAAUUUUGUCUGUUUUUAACAAAGCAUCGUAUUAGAAAUAUUCUCUUUUACCGGCUGUUUUACCGUUUCAAAAAUAUCAAAAUGUAAAUACCGCGCUUUCUACGUGAAAAUAUGCAACUUCAUUUUUAUUCGUCGUAAUUGAUAUUUUCGCUUAAAUAGAUUUACUUGUAAAAGGACAAAAUUUAUCGAACGAUUCGACGAAAAUAAAUCAGAAUUUCAUUGGAACAAAAUUCAUAGACCCGUCAAAUAUUUCUAUAUACUGAGAUUAAUUAGAGGAUCGACGCUACGAGAUGUAAGUUUUUCGAAACAUCUGGUAGCGAUAUUUCCAAGACAUAUCACGACAGGUAAGAAAGGAGAGCGGUACUGGCCGUCGAUCGAAUUGAAAUUAUUUUCGUUUUUACGGUGCUCGAUUCCAAUGUUUAGAAUCUCCGUCGGAAGAAAGUAUUUUUCUCGAUGUAUCAUCGAUAUGUUCGCUGUUCGUACACGAUUGGUCAAGAGACACCAGCUAAUCGUUAAGAAGAUCGAGCACACGGAUAUCUGGUCGUUAAUACGAUGAAUGCGUUAUUCUGUGAUAAAUCGUAACUGUCGGCCGAGUAUGCAAGAUUCUAUGGACGUGAGUUGGAAAGAUGUUUUCGUUUACACGGAUGAUUAAUUACAAAUAAUGUUCGAUCGAUCAUCGAUUCGUGCCAAUUAAUUUUUAGUCGAUCGAUAAAUAUCCAAGUGUACGGUGUGAGAGAAAUAUGAUGCGAUAACGCGCAUUAUCACUGCUGUACAUAGUAUGAUAAUUAAGGAUGGAAAGAUAUAUAUAUAUAUAUGUACGUUUAUAUUUUUUAAACAGCGCGCACAAAUCACAGAUCCGUUAAAUACCAUGAAACGUGCUUAAAUAACGAUGUCCGCGAUUAAGUCGACGGUGUUAGACGCGAUAUAUGGUAUAGCUAGUCUAUUGAAAUUAUGUUACCAUUCAAGAGGAAACUGUGAAAGAAUCGGUAAAAUUUCUCAGACAAACCGAUCUUUUCGUACGAUGAUUAUAUAAAAGGCAAGCUAAAAACAGAUCCCUUAUGGUCGUAACUAAACUAACUAAAUUAUUAUUAUUAUUAUUAUUAUUAUUAUUAUUAUUAUUAUUAUUAUUAACGAAUCGAUAUUAUAAACGAAUUAAAGGAUUCACACGAUGCUCGAAUAUCAGCUCUUUCUUUCAAAUUUAUCGUUUCUAUCACAUAACGCAGCUGCAUGGAAGUAAAUUAUAAUUUAACGGACUUGAAUGGGUCAUUCGUCGUUAAAUCGUUGAAACGAACGAUUUGCUUGUACAGAAAUAUUUGUUUCUACACAAAUAUUUGUACAGAAAUAUUGGUUAAAAACGUAUACUUUGGUAAUAUACUAAUUCUAUUUUGUCGUAAUAUGUAUUUUUAUACAUAUUAUAACAUAAACCUAUUAAACUCUUUGCCUUAUCGCAUUUUAAGUCACGCUCGAUCCAAUUCAUACUUUUAAUCUCGAAUGCGUUGCCGUUUGUACUUACUAAUUACCGACGCAUCAACCGAUUAUUUCCACGAGUUAUUAAUUAAUUAAUAAUUAACGAUAAAUGUAUUUAUUUUCGAUAAAACUGUACGUUAUUACAUCGCUGUCUUUAUCACUGAUACAUUGUGUCUUCUUUACUCAAAACGAACGAAUUUCGAUGAGAAAUCGAUCAAAUAGAAGAUUAACUUUUUGAUUUUACGCGCAAAGAAGGCUAACCGCGGAUUAUAUCUGUAUAUGUAUAACGUUUCGAUAUUAUAGCAGCGAAUAGGCGACGCUCGCGUAACUAGCUACUAAGAAAUCGUAAGGCAAGGGGUUAAAUAAGAAAAAAAUACGGAUUAAAUAAAAGUUUAAUCAGAGCAACGUACGAAAUACGAAAAUUUUGUUGCCUGCGAACCAAGUAUAUAUUUAGAUAUGAAAAUUCGCAGAUUUUCAUCGAGCACGUGCCGCUAUAACGUUUUCCUUUCGAAGCAAUAGUGGCGAGAUUUGCGUGCGCAAAAAUGAAAUUACGUAAGCUACGUAGGUCUACGUUCUUUCUUUUGUAAAUAUAGAAUUUUGUACCAGCUGCCAGAACAGCCGAUCCUUAGGGAUGAUUUUACGAAUCAUCGAUACCAGUAAAUCCGUUAAUCGGUAAUCCGUAUCUAAAAAAUGGUACACAGCGUGCGGAGUACGAAGGGGCACCGGUUGUCUCGCAGAAACGAUACGAAAGACGAAAUAUGCGUACGUAAUAAAUAUGGUUCUUCCAAUAAA